Molecule: messenger RNA, 1221 nt
Organism: Lacerta agilis (Sand lizard)
Lineage: Eukaryota; Metazoa; Chordata; Lepidosauria; Squamata; Lacertidae
Product: phosphatidylinositol N-acetylglucosaminyltransferase subunit C-like
Exons: 1
Coding region: 16-909 (297 amino acids)
Biological process (GO): GPI anchor biosynthetic process
Cellular component (GO): membrane; glycosylphosphatidylinositol-N-acetylglucosaminyltransferase (GPI-GnT) complex
Source: RefSeq, a predicted model, not a curated record
GGCUUGGCCAGAAUCAUGCUGCCUGCUCAGCUGGGACCAAACACAAGGCAGCGCUGGCAGAAAGUGUUGUAUAAAAAGCAGCCCUUUCCUGAUAACUAUGUGGACCAGAGUUUCCUAGAGAAGCUACGCAAGAACAUCCAUGCCCGCAAGUACCAGUACUGGGCGGUGGUGUUUGAGUCUGGAGUGGUCAUACAGCAGCUGUGCAGCGUCUGCGUCUUUGUCGUCAUCUGGCGGUACAUGGAUGUGGGGCUGCUGGCUCCCCAGUGGUUAUUUGGCGCUGGCCUGGUGUCUUCCCUGAUUGGUUACGUCCUUUUUGACGCACUGGACUCGGGAAUGGGGAGAAACCAGAGCGGCCAGACGCGUUGGGCAGAUCUGAAAAACACGGUGGUGUUUGUGGCCUUCACCUACGGCUUCUCCCCAGUGUUGAAAACACUGACUGAGUCCAUCAGCACAGACACAAUUUAUGCCAUGUCUUCUCUAAUGCUCUUGGGACACCUGAUCUUCUAUGACUACGGCGCCAAUGCUGCCAUUGUGUCCAGCACUCUGUCCCUUAACAUGGCCAUCUUUGCCUCGGUCUGCUUGGCCUCGCGGUUGCCUCGCUCCCUGCACGCCUUCGUCAUGGUGACAUUCGCUAUCCAGAUCUUUGCUCUGUGGCCCAUGCUGCAAAAGAAGCUCAAAGCCCAGACUCCCCGCUGCUAUGUCGUCGCCACUUUGCUCUUUGCUCUGUCGGCCUUGGUGGGCCUGCUGACCAUCUCCAGCGUUGGCAUGGUUCUCUUUGGCCUUCUUCUCGUCUCCAUCUCAUGCCUGUGUCCUUACUGCCUCAUCAAGCUGCAGCUCUUCAAAGACAACAUCCACGGGCCUUGGGAUGAAGCUGAAAUCAAGGAAGACCUCUCCAAGUUCCUCAUGUAAAGCAGGUGAGGCCCUAAGAAAAGCAUCUCCUCGGAGAUACUGGGGCCUUGUGAAUAGGUGUGGGUCAAUCUGAACUUAAUUCUACCGUUUAUUACUGCAGAUCAUGGCAGAUGUAUAAAAGGUUGGCAUAGCCUAAAAGGACAAGAGUGGCCCUGAUCCCAGCCUUGUCUCCUGAAAGGCAUUCAGGCCUAUUCUGAGUUCCUCACACCCUGCAUAAAGGUCAGCACAUGCUGAUUUCAUUACCGGGUACAGUCUGUUCAUCCCCUGAAUGGAGACCAUCAAAAUAAUGUAAGGGUAAUUUGAAGGCAGAGA